This is a messenger RNA of Xiphophorus maculatus (southern platyfish), 4964 nucleotides long. RefSeq names its product NLR family CARD domain-containing protein 3-like. The transcript is spliced from 10 exons. NCBI's taxonomy places the organism in Eukaryota, Metazoa, Chordata, Actinopteri, Cyprinodontiformes, Poeciliidae. Bases 100 to 3297 code for a protein of 1065 amino acids. Gene Ontology annotation, molecular function: protein binding. The record is from RefSeq and is a predicted model, not a curated record.
CCCGGCGCUGCAGCAUUCCUUAACCAACCAAGUGUUUAAGUUUCAUAUUUCAUUGUGACGCAGUUAAGACAAGAUUGAUGUGAAUUGGAGCGCGGCAUCAUGGAUCAGCGUGAGGAGCAGAAAGAAGGAGAAACUCUGUGUGAAACCGAGAAUCACAGCAAAGCCAAGAGGAAACAAUCUGAAGAUGAACUGGAUCCAGAGCUCUGUGAUAACAGGUCCAUGGGCGAUCCUUUGGAUUUUAAAUCAAACCAGAGUUCAAAGAGAGUGAAGAUCUCAGAACUCCCUAGUGGUCAGUCUGCCCAACAGCAUCCAGCAGAGCUGCACUCCAUAUUUAUGGAGCUUAAAAAGAACAUUUUCACUUUCGUGGAGAAUGAGCUAAAAAAGAUCGAAGUGGUUCUGGGUUCAAAUUACCCAGAAGGUCUAGAGGGGAAUGAGGAUGAUGACGUUUUAGAGGAUGAAGAUAAAGAGCAAAUGAGGAGGAACAGAGAAGAUUUUGAGAAGAUGGUACAGCGCUUCCUAAGAAGGAUGAACCAGGAGGUGCUGGCUAACUGUCUUCGACUCAAAUCACUCAUCACAUGCCAAGAAACACUAAAGGCUAACAUGAAGACGAAGUUCCAGCAUGUGUUUGAAGGAAUUGCUAAGUCAGGGAAUCCAACAGUUCUGAAUGAAAUCUACACAGAGCUCUACAUCACAAAGGGAGACUCUGGAGACGUCAAUAAUGAACAUGAGGUCAGACAGAUUGAAGCAGUGACCUGGAAAACAGACCAACCAGAAACAGCAAUUAGACAUGAAGACAUAUUUAAACCUGUAUCUGGAAGAGAUGAACCAGUCAGAACAGUGAUGACAAAGGGAGUGGCUGGAAUUGGGAAAACAGUCCUAACACAGAAAUUCACUCUGGACUGGGCAGAAGACCAAACCAACCAGGACAUCCAGUUCAUCUUUCCAUUCACAUUCAGAGAGCUGAAUCUGUUAAAAGAACAGCAGUUCAGCUUGGUGGAACUUGUUCACCAUUUUUUUAGUGAAACCAAAGGAAUCUUCAAGUUUGAAGAGUUAAAGGUUGUGUUCAUCUUCGAUGGUUUGGAUGAGAGUCGAUUUCCACUGGACUUCCACAACAAUGAGAUCCUGACAGAUGUAAGAAAGUCCACCUCAGUAGAUGUUCUUCUGACAAACCUCAUCAGAGGGAACCUGCUUCCCAAAGCUCACCUCUGGAUAACCACACGACCUGCAGCAGCUAGUAAGAUCCCUGCUCAGUUUGUUGGCAAGAUGACGGAGAUUAGAGGAUUCACUGACCCACAGAAAGAUGAAUACUUCACAAAAAAAUUUGAAUCUAUGAAGCAGGCAAGAAGAGUAAUCUCUCAUGUAAAGAAAUCCAGAAGCCUUCACAUCAUGUGCCACAUCCCAAUUUUCUGCUGGAUCACUGCUAAUGUUGUGGAAGACAUGUUGAACAAGAAAGAUGAAGAAGAGCUGCCAAAGACCCUGACUGAGAUGUACAUUCACUUCCUGGUGGUGCAGGCCAAACUAAAGGUCAUCAAGUAUGAUGGAGGAGCUGAGACAGAUUCACACUGGAGUCCUGAGAGCCGGAAGAUGAUCGAGUCUCUGGGAAAACUGGCUUAUGAUCAUCUGCAGAAAAGAAACCUGAUCUUCUAUGAACCAGACCUGGCAGAGUGUGGCAUUGAUAUCAGAGCAGCUUCAGUGUGCUCAGGAGUGUUCACACAGAUCUUCAGAGAAGAGAGAAGUUUGUAUCAGAUCAAGUUGUUCUGCUUUGUCCACUUGAGUGUUCAGGAGUUUCUGGCUGCUCUUCAUGUUCACCUGACCUUCAUCAAAUCUGGAAUCAAUCUGCUGGCAAAGGAAGAAAUGAAAUCAAAGGACUUUGAAACAAGAAGCCAUGAAUCCUCAGAGACAGAAAUGUACAAGAGUGCUGUGGACAUGGCCCUAGAGAGUCCAGAUGGACACCUGGACUUGUUCCUCCGCUUUCUACUUGGUCUUUCUCUUGAUACCAAUAAACGUCACUUAGGAGGCUUUGUGGCACAGACAGAAGAAAGUUUAGCAAUUAAUAAAGACACAGCCCAGUACAUCAAGGAGAAGAUGAAUAAUGAUCUAUGUGUUGAGAAAAGCAUCAAUCUAUUCCACUGUCUUAAUGAACUAAAUGAUCAGUCUCUGAUGGAGGAAAUCCAACAAUCUCUAUGUACAGGAAGUCUUUCAGCACACCAGCUGUCUCCUGCUCAGUGGUCAGCUCUGCACUACAUCCUACUUUCAUCAGAGAAAGUUCUGGAGAUAUUUGACCUGAAGAAAUACUGUGCUUCAGAGGAAGCUCUUCAUAGAUUGCUGCCAAUAGUCAACGCCUCCAGCAAAGCUAUACUGAGUGGGUGUAACCUCUCAGAGAAAAGUUGUGAAGCUCUGUCCUCAUUUAUCAGCUCAACUACCUCUAGUCUGACAGAUCUGGACCUGAGUAACAAUGACCUGACAGAUUCAGGAGUGAAGCUGCUCUGUGAGGGACUGAUGAGUCCCAACUGUGAACUCGAGAUUCUCAGGCUUUCAGGCUGCCUGAUCACAGAGGAAGGCUGUGCUGCUCUGGCUUCAGCUCUGACUGUGAACUCCUCUCACCUGAAGGAGCUGGACCUCAGCUACAAUAAUCCAGGAGAGGCAGGAAUGAAAAGUCUAGAAGCUAUAUUGAAGAAUCCAAGCUUCAAACGGGACUCUCUGAGCAUGGAGCCUGCAGGAGACAAAUGGAUGACAGCAGGUCUGAGGAAGUAUUCCUGUCCACUAACAGUCGACCUAAACACUGUAAACAGAUUCCUCAAACUUUCUGAUGAAAACAGGAAGGUGACACAUGUGGAAGAGGAGCAGCCGUAUCCUGAUCAUCCAGACAGAUUUGAUCUCUAUCAGCUGCUGUGUACUGAUGGUUUGACUGGUCGCUGUUACUGGGAGGUUGAGUGGAAUGGGAAAGUCUAUGUAUCACUGAGUUACAGGGGGAUCAAUAGAAAAAGAGUCAAUGAUGAUUCCUGGUUUGGAUUGAAUGAUAAGUCCUGGAGUCUAAUCUGCUCUGAUGAUGGUUACACUGUUUGGCAUGAUAGUGUGAAAAAAGCUUUCAUCCCCAUUCCCUCUUUCUCCUCCUCCUCCUCUGUCUCUGGCAGAGUAGCUGUGUAUGUGGACUGUCCUGCUGGGACUCUGUCCUUUUACAGAGUCUCUUCAGGUACACUGAUUCACAUCUACACCUUCCACACCAAAUUCACUGAAUCUCUUCAUCCUGCAUUUGGGGUCAGGGAUCUUUCAGGAGUGUGUUGGUUCUCAUUUUAGAAUAGUCCUAAGUGCUUUUCAAAACUAAUACAACAUCUCAAGAGCUAUCAAUGCAUUAAUAACAGGAGAAAAUAAUAGAAAGUCACAUUAAAUAAAACUGUUUUUUAAAAGAAACAACACAGUCCAUCAAUCUUAAGUCCAAACAAAGGAAAAUUCUGGAGUCUAGGAACCACUGAACUAAAGGCUUUGUCUUCCUUUGUUUUCAUUUUACCAUAAAGAGUCAUCAUCAGGUCCUGAUCACAGGAACAUGUGGCUGAAGUGGCCUUCUUAUAUUCAAUGGUGCCUGUCUGUGAAAACCACUUAAGUCAAUAAAAGGAUUUUAAAUUACACUGUGGAAAACACUGAAGUCAUUGUUACUGCAUUGAUUUUGGAGUCGCGUAUAAAAACCUGUAGGAUUUGUCUGAAGCCUGGCAGCAUCAUCACACCUUGCAACCAUUCUAGGGAAGGUAUGCUAAAAUACACAGAGUGCACUGGGGAUCAAACCAAAGCAUCAAUAAUUAGUUCAGAGAAUGUGAGAAUAAAGAUUUAAUUACCAGAUGAUUAAAAGGAAUGAAUCAAAGACUGGAUGUGAAGCCAAAGUAAAGUCAGAAUGUAAGAUUUUUCCCAAAACCUCUCGGUUCUUUGUCAAUAAGCUCUGUGAUAUGCAUUUUUCUCAUGUACAUCUUUGUUCUCUAAGUUUGUGAAAACUGGUUAAGAAGUAGAUUUUCUUAGUUGCUAUUGGUAACUGAUGACAGUGUAAUAUAAUCUACUUGCACUUUUGAGCCAUUUGAACUGCACUAUAUUCUAAUGUUACGGUAAUGACGCUAUGCAUCGUUUCUUUUCUUGUGAUUAGAUUUAUUGCCAAUAAGAAGAAUAAAUACUUGGAAAUAUACUUCUUCACUAAUAUGUUAUAAGUGGUACACAUAAAUGAUAUAAAAAUGAGUGAUAUCUUAUAUUUGCACAACAUUAUUUAUGUACAUUAUUUUAUAUCCUGCCCCAUUAAGGUUGGUGUCAGGAUCUGGGGGUGUUUGAAUUAGGUUGUAGAUUUUUGUCAUUUUUUAUGUUCCUUUGAUUUUUCUACUUUAGUUUGCCCUGUUUUCCAUUUCUGUUCUCCCUAGUGAUUGUAGUCAUGUUUUUCUUGCUUCUGAGUUAUUUUCUGAUGCUCUAGUUUAUCAUAUUUCUUUAAUCUAAGUUGUUCCUUAGUGUUAGGAUUAUUUCCUGUUCCCCUGUAUUCUCUCUCCACUUUCCUGUGUCACUUUCUCUUCCCUCCUCCUCAGCCUGGUUCCAGCUCCAACUACUCACACCUGCAGUCAGUUAGCUUUUUAGCCCUGGUCCAUUGUUCCCACUAUCAACCUCCCAAUAGUGAAGCACCUUAUUCUCCAGUUACAACUCGCUGGUUCAUCAUGUCAUCUCACCUCGUCCCCUCCUCCAUGGAUCCCUUCUGUUCUCUUUUUGUUUCUGUUUUGGAUUUAUUUUUUGUUUCUUGGACUUUGCAUUUUUAUUUUUUCAUUAACUUUUGAACCUCACCUUCAUAUCCUGCCUGCUUCAUUUGGCUCGAUACAUCAAUACAUCCUAACAGCUGGAAAUGUCAAGUUUUUAUUUUGGCUUCAAGUCUGUAUGGUAUUUACCUUUUCAGGUCAGGUUGGUGUUUACUUUUUCCCUGAAUAAAUGAAAUCAUGUUAAAAAUU